ACGCAACAGAAAAGGAAGCCGCCGAGCCGCGUCACUCACCCGCAUCCCGUUCCGUUCCGGUCGCCUUCUUCCUCCGCCUCCGACCGCCGCGCCGCCCGAGUCCACCCCAAGUCGUCGUCCCCCGCCCUCCGCCUCCCCCCUCCGAAGCUCUAGCCCCGAAGAUCUCUCGUCCUCCCUCCUCCAGAUUGGAGAAUUGCGAGUUUGUUGCUGCGGGGUGGGCGAUCGGUUGGUUAUUGGGUUGGGCGUGUGGGCGAUGGGGAAGGCCGGAGGAGGGGAGGGGGGUGCGGCGGGGGCGUGGUACGUCAGCAGGGAGGAGGUUGAGCGCGGGUCGCCGUCGAGGAGGGAUGGCGUUGGCGCCGCCAAGGAGGCCGAGCUCCGGGCGACCUACUGCUCCUUCAUCCGCGACGUCGGCAUCAGGCUGCAGCUGCCUCAGGUGACAAUCGCGUCAGCAAUCAUGCUUUGCCAUCGCUUUUAUCUCCGACAGUCGCACGCCAAGAACGAGUGGCAGACUGUUGCAACUGUCUGCGUAUUUCUUGCUUCGAAGAUUGAAGAUACACCUUGCUCACUACAACGUGUUAUCAUUGUGGCAUAUGAAACAAUGUAUCGGAAAGACUGUAAUGCUGCUCACAGAAUCUACCAGAAGGAAAUUCUUGAGAAGCAGAAGGAGCUAAUUUUGGUAGGGGAGACGCUGUUACUUUCGACUAUUAGGUUUGAUUUCAACAUACAGCAUCCUUACGAGCCAUUAAAGCUCGCUCUCAAGAAACUGGGGAUUUUCCGGAUGGAAUUGAAACAAGUUGCAGUGAACCUAAUAAACGAUGCGCUUCGGACUACUUUGGUUGUACAGUUUAAACCACACUACAUAGCAGCAGGGUCCCUCUACCUUGCUGCUAAGUUUAAUAAUGUCAGACUUCCUUCCGAAAACGGAAAAGAUGGAAAAGUAUGGUGGCAUGAGUUUGAUGUUGCUCCAAAGCAGUUAGAAGCUGUUAUCCAGCAAAUGACAGAGCUAUUUAUAGGAAGAAACCCAUGCUCCAUUAGUCCUGUAAUCAGGGCGCCACCAACUCCAUCACUGAUGGAGAGAAGGCAGAUAAUCAGGCGACCGCCAACUCCAACUCUGAUGCAAAGACAACAACAGAUAACAAGCUCUUUGGGCGCUGUUAUGAGGCAUACACACUCUUCAAGAGGAAGCCUAAGCAGUAACUUCGAUAUAGACGCUUCUAGGUGCUUGCCUGUGGACAUUUCAGCUAAUCACAAAUCAGCUAUUUGCUCAGCAAGGAAUGAAGGCAAUCAGUCACUGCGAGUGCAUAUGGGUCAUAGCAAUGGCAGUGAUGCAAGGUUUAAGAAACAAACUCCCCUGGGAGCUCUGAGAACAGAUCAUGUUUACCAUGUUUUCAGCGAACCAAAGGAUCUUCAUGUGACAGGAAUUAGGGACUUUGUGAGACAGAAGAGACCGUUCCAUGAAGUUGGAGAGCAUCCAGCUCCAGUUGACAGAUCUGACAGAGGUGCUUGGAUCAGGAAGCAACAUGGAAGAAAUGUGAUAGUGGUUGACACCAAGUCAUCAUCUUGGAAGAGACAGAAGCUAUGAUCUGAGAUAAGUUAGUCAUAUCUGUUUGUAAAGCCCGUUGUUUUAGAUUUAUAGUUUCCCACCAAAACAAAGGUUUCCUAGAAAAAGGUGAGAUGAAGUAUCAUCAUGAAAGAUGAUAUGGAUCGAGUAACUUAAUCUGCUGGCGUACAGCAAUCUCGAAAUUUUCUUUGAGAGGACAACAAAGUGAUUCAGAUUCACAUUUCAA
Molecule: messenger RNA, 1787 nt
Organism: Oryza brachyantha (malo sina)
Lineage: Eukaryota; Viridiplantae; Streptophyta; Magnoliopsida; Poales; Poaceae
Product: cyclin-T1-1-like
Exons: 6
Coding region: 254-1582 (442 amino acids)
Biological process (GO): regulation of transcription by RNA polymerase II; positive regulation of DNA-templated transcription, elongation
Cellular component (GO): nucleus; cyclin/CDK positive transcription elongation factor complex
Molecular function (GO): cyclin-dependent protein serine/threonine kinase activator activity
Source: RefSeq, a predicted model, not a curated record